CCAAUGAAAUGUUUUAGAAAACCCAACAAGGAAUUGCAAACCCUACUAUUAUUGAAGCAGUGUCUGUUUUCAUGUUCCCCGCUUAGGAUUUUGUUUAACGAGUUACUAUUAUCAUGACAUGUGAUUUCGGUUCUAUGAUUUUUUCCCUUGAAUCUUCUUCGCAUUUCAGGGCAUGCAAACAUGGAGGGACAUUGGUACUCCCCAAAUGCAUUGUUUCGCCCCUCAGAUCGCGCCCAUCUGCAUGCCUUAUUUCCUCUAAACAUUCACUAUUCUCUGUCUCAAUAUCAUCGCAUCAUGCUACACUCCCAGCCCAAUCUUACCCACAACAAGAAGAAAAAAGCAGGCAGCUGUUCAACGACGACAUUACAGAAUUUCUACUCAAGGAGUGUGGGGUUUCUGACCGUCAACUGCCAACGAUCAACAGAAAGAUCAAGGUGCCCCUGUCACUACGCAAAUUCCUUCACACAGCCCGACAGGUACUACAAUUCUUCAGAGACUUGGGAUUCACUCCACACCAGGUAAGGACUGUCAUAGGAAAAUACCCUAAUCUCCUUACACUCAAAGUGGAUGGCCUGAAACCCAAAAUUGAUCUUCUCACCACAUUAGGCCUUACUGGAGAAGACCUGGCAAUGGUUAUAACCCGAAUGCCUAGAAUUCUUGGCUCAAGUUUGGAGGAAAACCUUAAUCCUAAAAUUCGAUUACUUGCAAACCUGUUUGGCUCAGAAGCCCAUCUGUCCCAAGCUAUCAAGAGGGCUCCAGAUAUUCUGUUAAUCGAUAGCAAUGUGACUGGUAAUGUGGCAAUGAAGGUGAAGCAGAUGAAAAGCAUUGGUCUCCUGGAAGAUGAAAUCAAAGAUAUGUUAAAGAAGGCUCCGCGCUUACUAUGUUUAACCACAGAAACUCUCGACAAGAAGCUGAAUAAUAUGACGAAUCUCGGUCUCUCUGAUGAGCAGAUCAAGCAGGUUCACUUAUGUAUCUAAACACAGCCUGCCUCUAGAUAUAGCUGCUAGCUUUCCACUAGAUUGAGGUCAAGUUUUGGAACUCAGAAUUUUCCAUCCAGAUCAAAUAUAUGCAGAAGGGGUGUGAGGGCAAAACUUUAUGGAGGGGAUGAAUAGAGAGUACUAUUUGCCAGCAGACAAAUAAAAUGGCUUUGAGAACAUGACUUGAAAAUGAGAGAUUGGGAGACAUCCAAUUCUUUGGCAAGAGAAUACUGAAUUUUUUCAACUAUGAAAUGACAUCCCUUUCUUCUGUUGCACCUGGCCUGCUUUCUGAUGGAAAAAUCUAGAUCAAGCAUCCAGUGUGUUGAGAUGAGAUUGCAAAAGGCAAUGGAACUCGUGUAAUUGAACCUAAUGCUGCCCAUUUUCACAGAAGGAUCCUUGAUGGAUUUGAAAUCUGCCAUACGGAGAGAUCUGGGAAUGGAGAAUGUUUGUAAUCAACUAGAUAUAUUAUCCAGAAUUAUGAUUUUUUUAUUGCCAUAUAAAGUGAUGUAGAUUUUGGUUAUGGAAAAACUUUAUUGAAACUUUGAGAAAAUUCAGCUAGGAAUCCCAAUUGAAAACUUGUAGUAUGCAGUAAAUCGUACCUCAAAGAGUCC
This is a messenger RNA of Cryptomeria japonica (Japanese cedar), 1588 nucleotides long. RefSeq names its product transcription termination factor MTERF9, chloroplastic. The coding region runs from base 114 to 977 and encodes 287 amino acids. Gene Ontology annotation, molecular function: double-stranded DNA binding. NCBI's taxonomy places the organism in Eukaryota, Viridiplantae, Streptophyta, Pinopsida, Cupressales, Cupressaceae. Gene Ontology annotation, biological process: regulation of DNA-templated transcription. The record is from RefSeq and is a predicted model, not a curated record. The transcript has 2 exons.